GGUCUACCGCAACUUGCGGCCUCCGAUAAAAGAUACCUCCCUUAGGGGCGUGUUGCCUUUGGUGGGCGUCUUAUAUACACGUUGCCGCAAGGGCGCCGCAUACCUGCUGUGAACAUCGUUGUGGGUAAUUCUCAGACUUGUGCCGGGCAACAAGAGGCUCCAUGCCUGGCGUCGGACGACGCAGCGGGGCUAAUGCGUGGUCGGCACGCAUGCCCCUGCUACUUCUGUCGAUAAUUCUUCUGUCUAUGACUGGUACCGAGGCCGUGGGCACCAUUAAGACCGCGACUUACAAGGGUACCCUCAAGCACAAGGACAGCCACAAGCGGGAUAUCUGGAACCUACAGCUCAGCAACGGCACGCUGCUCACGCUGCCCGCGCAGCCGGUGGACGCCAGCCUGAAUCCCGUCAAGCCGCAGAGCCAGAUCAGCCUGACUUGCACCUACAACACCACCACGCCCGCCACCUGCGUGAGCGUGUCCUCCGUCACCGUCACGCUGUCCGCGGCCCCGGUGAAGGCCACCGGCAUCACCAUCAAGCUGCUCGUCAUGGUGCUCAGCCUGACCGGCAGCUGCAGCAAGACCGGAGCGUCGACUUCUGCCGUCUACAAUGCCUACAUGGGCACCCUCGGCUAUGCCAACUUCCUCAAGAACUGCAGUUACGGUUCCAUGGUGUACGACACCUCUGCGUUCAAGGUGCUCUCCACCCCCGUCUCCUGCUCCUCCUCCAUCCUGUCGUGCGAUGAGGAGGCCAUUGCCUCGGCCGCUCAGGCGUCCGCGAACUCGCAGCUGGGCUCCACCGCUGUGAGCCUGUUCACGCACUACACCUACGUGCUGCCCAACGGUCUGGUCAGCAAGUGCGGCUGGGUGGGGCUGGCUGAGCUGCCUGGCAGCCGCACCUGGUACACGCCCGACAGCGAUGGUGUGUUCCGCAAGGGCACUGUCAUGCAGGAGAGCAUCCACAACUUCGGGGUCUACCACGGCUGGAAGGACGGUGUCGAGUAUGCCGACUACUCCACCUCCAUGGGUGAGGGCAACAGCUGCCCCUCCGCCCCCGAGGCCUGGCGUCUGGGCUGGAUCAGCCUGGCUGCUCAGCUCAACAGCAGCUCUUUCCCCGCCAACGUAUACCAGACCUACAGCCUGCCAGCCACCUACCUCACCAACAAGGGAGUGGCGAUCAAGAUCCAGCCCGACUGGAUGGGCACAUCGUACAGCAAGAACGUGUACCUGGCUCUGCGCGUCAACGGCGGUGGAGAUCUUGACCUGGAUGCGCAGUUUAACCAGAAGCUGAACAUUCACGAGCUCGCCAAGUCCAUUGACAACAACUUCGUGGCCUCGGGUGACCCACGGGUCAGCAUCAUCGGUACUCUGGCCGAGCGGCAAACCACCACCAUCUCAGCCUACAAGCUGUCGGUUCGCGCCAUUGCUCUGCAAUCCUCCGGCACGGUGAUGACGGUGCAGGUGUGCCGCUACACCUCCGCCGCCACCGACUGCAAGGACACGACCGCGGCGUCUCCGCCGCCCCCCUCGCCUCCUCCCCCCUCGCCUCCUCCUCCCCCUCCUCCUCCCCCCUCGCCCCCUCCUCCUCCUCCCCCCUCGCCGCCGCCCCCACCACCUCCCAAGAUUUCUCCCCCGCCGCCCAAAUCCAACAGCCCCAACCCUCCCCCCGCCAAGUCCCCUCCCCCGCUCAAGUCUCCUCCGCCCCUCAAGUCUCCUCCGCCGCUCAAGUCUCCCCCGCCCCUCAAGUCUCCACCCCCAUUGCGCUCCCCGCCCCCGGUCAAGUCGCCCCCGCCCAAGCGGUCCCCUCCGCCCCCUGUCUCCCCGCCCCCGCCGCCCCCCCACGUGCCCCCGGAGCCAUUCCAGGAGCCACCACCCAGCGACGCCCCAGAUGCCCCGGCCCCGCCCCUGGAUGCCCCGCCCCCAGAGGGCGCGCCCCCGCCCUUCGAGUACAUGGACAGCUACGUUUAUAAUGGUACCGGUGUUCCGUUCGGCUGCUUCCCCGGUGCUGACAUCGCCGGCAACGCCAUCUCCACCCAGGGCGGUGUGACAAGUGCCAGGGACUGCCAGGGCCGGUGCGUCGCCACCACAGGGUGCCUGGUGGGAGUCUGGAGCAAUAGCACCAGCACCUGCGCUCUUCGCUCAACCGUGUUUGUGGGCAAGCAGGGCGUUACCGGAUACAACAGCGGCGUAGAGUCGUGCCUCGCAAAGCCUAACGAUGGCGCUUUUAUGUGUUUCAAGAGCACGCUGCUGCCCGGCACGCUGCUGUACGACCCGUACACCACCCCCCUAACCAACUGCUCCGCCUCCUGCUACACCGACAACUUCUGCACCUACUUCUUAUACCUCUCCACCGGCGGCAGCAACACCAAGGGGCAGUGCCUGCUCAUGGCAGACCUGUUCAAUGGCCCCAGCUUCCAGAACUAUGGCCCCAACCCCGUCUCCGCCGUGACUUACGCUUGCAUGCUUGCGGGCGAGGCGGCCGACGGAGCCGACGACACCAACUACUACGGCUUCACCACCGGCGCACUGCCAAAGACCGCCGGCCUGGCCUUCAAUUGGGUGAAGCCGCCGGCUGGCGCGUUGGCCAACGCCCUGGGACACCGCCGCAGCAUGCAGGAGCUGCUGGCCACGGUGGGGCAGCAGGCGGUGCGUGUGGGCGGGCGCGCGAUGGCGGCUGGCCUGCGGAUGAAGAAGCAAAGCACCGCGUGAGGGAACAGAGUGAAUUUUUAUCUCACUUCAACAGAUGAUGUAGUUAAUCGCAUGAUGACCAUGAUAGGACGAGGAUGACAUCAUGGUGCUUUGUAAGUUAUUUUUCUUAACGGGGCCCUAGCCUUGUAAGAUGUUACUGCCGCUGUUCUUGUUGUGUGGUUUCCUCGUCAGGUCUUUUGCCGGCUGGUGUACUUGCAACGUUGUAGCUAAUUUGCUUGUUGUCAGUGAAAUAUAUUUGGUUCCUCUGGCGUCAUAACUUCGUCAUAUGCAAAUGUGCGAUACAAAUGUUGGUUGUGGUCCUAGCCGGGUAGGUAUGCGGCCAAACGUGCGCUCAAGGCGAUAAGCGGACUGCCAUGCAAGCAGGCGUGCGCGAUUAGUCACGGCUAAAUCAAGGCGGCCAUAAGGCGAUCUCAGCGACUUCUCUGGUUUUGCCUUCGAUGCUAUUACAUGGUUACCGGUAUGCGAUUCACAAUUUCCUUUGCAACAUAGUAAUGCGUUGCUCGUAACCGCCAGGCUUUGAUCUCUGCAGGAUGUGCGGAUUGGGUCUUGGGUGGCGCGUUCAUUCAUAUCGUUCAUAGAUUCACUUACGCGGUGGCUAAAGGAGUCGUGUACUGCUGAUGUGGAAACACUGCAGUGGAGUGCUGCCGUAUCGUACACGGGAGGCUCCAUGCAAGGCUGUUGGCGGCGGCUGCGUCACAUUGUACUGCUCACUUAGUUGACUGCUUACCGCCUUGUUUCGCAAGGUGCUUGUGUGCCUGUAUGGACAUUUAGUCGUCACCAUGUAACAGUGUGUGCUGCUCCCAAUCCUCUCCAGACACGUGAAUGUGGAAAGCAACCACGG
Messenger RNA from Astrephomene gubernaculifera, 3546 nucleotides. The record is from the annotation of a GenBank genome assembly. Lineage: Eukaryota; Viridiplantae; Chlorophyta; Chlorophyceae; Chlamydomonadales; Astrephomenaceae.